AUGGAGGCCGAAACCCAGAAACAGGCCGAAGAGAAGCGACUCGAAGAGGAACUCAAGCAAGCUGAAGCUCGGAAGCAGGCCGAAAGUUCAGAACACCGCAGCCCAGCUCUUCUCCCACCACCGCAACCUGCCGCCCCGAACACAAGUGUCCCGCCUCGCCGGGUCGCCGCCACCACCGCCGGUGGUGAGAAAAUCCGCCUCAAAGGGCCGGAAGAUCCCAUCCACAUCUCCGCUACUACUCCCAAGAACGGAAGGGCGGCCGCUCCACGCGCUGCCCAGCAGCAACCUCUCACCGGCUUCGGCUUCACCGGCGCCACCCGUCCGACCCAGGACUCCCGUCCGUCCAUUGGGAGUCAGCUCUGGUGCUGGGGAUGA
Molecule: messenger RNA, 375 nt
Organism: Neurospora tetraspora
Lineage: Eukaryota; Fungi; Ascomycota; Sordariomycetes; Sordariales; Sordariaceae
Exons: 3
Coding region: 1-375 (124 amino acids)
Source: RefSeq, a predicted model, not a curated record